GUGCUUGGCAGGAAUCCGUCAGUCUAAUAUUGACCAUCACCGAAGACACAUUGACUUCGGGAGGAAUUCCUCGUGGAGAAUCACAAGCGUCUCUCGCUCACUCACUCACCAAGAAUUUUGACGCUGGCAUAGAUCAUCGUGAACAUUGAUCAAAUUGCACAAUUUGACAUUGGUCGCGUGUUUACCUUCGAAUUGAUUCCAAGUUUUUUAAAGUAAGGUGGACAUCAUGCCUGGGGCCUUUGGCUGAAACUUGGAUUUCUCUCACGAUUGUUCGACUCCCAACUUCUUUUCAACCAACUUAACUAAGCAACCAUAGACUAACACCUCAGUGUACGUUCAAAAGACAAGUUCAGUGUCCAGAUUAUUUUUUCUCGUCUGACCUUCAUCGCUCUGGUUUUUUGAAACGAACAACCAUGGAUUGGGUUCGCCGGAAAAAAGGAUCCUCCGGACCCGAUUCGGCUUCCGAGUCGAAUCUGCAGUCUCGAUCUGAGGCCAAUGCUGACUUAGAUCGCGAGUGUGACAAGAUCUUUCAUCCAGACAAGUUCGAUAUCGCUCAACUCAAUCCGGAUUCUCAAGGCAAUGUCGAUGAGAGGGCUCGCCAAUACCGGACUGCCACUGCCCCCACGGACCUGCAAGCUAUGGGGGCGGGGGCCUUGGUCACCAUGGCGGCCACUUUGGCUACGGAAGGCGGGGCCGAGUUGUCCCAUGAGCCGUUUUUCCAACGAUCUUCUUCAUUCGUGGAACCCCCCGUCACGGAUUCUGGCCUUCAACGGUCCAAGACCGCCACGGGAAUGCAAGCUCGAGUCAUGGGACAGGAAGCUGCCCAUGAUCGUCAAGCCUAUCCUCACUUCCACCAGGUCAUGUCCAGAUUAAAGACUGGCCAACUGAAACGAGCUGAAACCGAUCAAGCCAUUCGAACAACCAAGAAAGAUCGACGGCCUUUGGAAACUGUCUCCGAGGAACGGAAGCGUCUGAAGAAGUAUUCAGACGUUAAGACCCUUCCGACGAUCCAAGAUGACGAAGGUCUUCGUGGGGAUUUUGAAAUGCAGCCUACAAGCACUGAAAAAGUGGAGUCCUCUGGCUCUGACAAUGAAGAGAAGAAGACCAAGGCUCAAUUCAGUAUUGCCAUGGAAUCCAGUGACGAGGAAGGACAAGGUCAUCGGCAAAUCAAACGAACCAAGAGCAAGGACUUUGCCCAUCGGAGUGAUGACGAGAGUUGGGGCUUUGGAAUGGACAAGAAGGUGUCCUUUGGAGGACCGGGCCAAUCCUCUCAUAAUGAGGAAUCUCAUGUGGAUGACGAUGAGGAAGACCGUGAGGAAAAACGGCGGAAACGCCAUAAGAAGAGUCGCCGGGGUAGUCGGCACAUGUCCAUCGAAACGGACCUGAGUUUGCGGCGAACCCGUGGCUCUGAGCUUCAAAUGGAGGACAUGGCUCUGCCCACUGAGGAAGAAGAAGCCAGGAAUCUAGAGUACAGGGAUGUGGAGGACAUGGCCUCCCAUAGAAUGGACCACUUGCCCGGUUACUCUCGACAUAAAAUCAAGAAAGGUGCAUCCACGUUCCAAGUGAAAGGGACGCCGGAAACUUACGAGCAAAGCAAGGAAAUCAACCAGAUGGUUGAGAAACUGUAUGGCGAGAAAGCCAAAGUGUAUGACCACUCUCCUCAUGAUCUGUUCGUGGAGAUGGACGAGCUCCAAGGUGAGGAGUGGAUCGAGAUGGCUCGUUGGAUCAAAUACGAGGAGGACAGGGAAGAGGGAGCCGAGCGAUGGGGCAAGGCUCACGUGUCAUCCCUCUCCUUUCACUCGUUGAUCAAUCUUCGCUUGGCGUUGGAAGGAUGUGCUUUCAUCCUGGAUCUGGAGGCCAGGGAUAUUCCCGCCGUGGCAUAUCGCGUGGUCGAAGAAUGGAGUGUCCUAGGUGACAUUGAAGAGGAUCAAAAGGGCGAUAUCAUUCGCGUGCUCACCUAUCGGCACAAGUAUGUCACGGACCACGCGACUUUCAAGUUUGGAGCCAUGAAGAAGAACAUGAGUCAGCGCUCGCUUCAGAACUUGGGGAGCGACUCGGAGGCUGCCCGUUCGGACGACGGAGAAGCGAUGGUGAAUCCCUUGCGUUGGUUUCGAUCAUUUUCUCGAGAUUCCUUCGCCAGGCAGGAUUCCUCUGCCAUGUACUUAAGGCAGAUCGCGAAGCAAGAAUCCGCCUUAAAAUCCGUCAAAGAGCGAGAGAGCCUUCUGACUGAUCAGAAUAAAUCCAACGUGCAAAUUUCCAAGGCCAAGACUUUCAUUGCUCCAGACAAUGGUCUGGAUGCUUCGUCUGGCAAAGACUUGGAUCAUUUGGUGCUCAAUAUCCCGGAGGACGGUGAAAUACCUUCGAAUAGCUCCGCCGGUGAUUUGUAUCGGAUGGCUCAAAGCAAGAAAGAGCAUAUCCUCCGAAAGAUCAAGGUCGGAACGGAGGGCACCAUCGUGUUGGUGGGUUCCUUGGAAAGCGUGACGAAGCCCAUCUCUGCCUUGGUCCGUUUAGCCGAGGGUAUUAUUAUGCCCAACGCAUUGGAGGUGCCCCUCCCCGUGCGUUUCAUCUUUAUCCUCCUCACCCCCAAGCCUAGUAAGGAUAUGGAUUGCCACGAGAUUGGUCGAUCCUUCUCGACAUUGAUGUCCAAUCCGAAAUUCCACACAGUGUGCUACAAGAUUGAUGAGAGGCGAGAAUUGCUCUCCGCCAUCAACGAUUUUUUGGACGAGUCCGUGGUUUUACCUCCUGGCGAUUGGGACAGUAAUAAUCUUCUGUCCAUAAAUGAAAUCAAGGAGAUGCGUAAACGUCGCCAAAAUCGCAAGAAAGUUCUGGAGAUGAAAUCUGCCGAGAAAGCCCCCAUAAUCACCCCUGGCGACGGCGACGGAGAUGAUGGCGACGAUGAUGAUGACAAGAAGAAAAAGACUCCCUUCAACGACCCUCUGGUGAGGACCAAGACUCCAUUUGGAGGCGUGAUUAACGACUGGAAACGUCGCUUCCCCUGGUAUCUCUCGGAUUUCAAAGAUGGCUUGAACACCCAAUGUUUGGCUGCCACGAUUUUCAUCUACUUUGCCUGUCUCUCGGGAGCCAUUGCCUUUGGCGGGUUGACCGCGGACAAGUCCAAAGGUCUGAUCGGCAUCCCAGAAACCUUGAUCAUGAGUGCUGUCGGGGGCUUGAUGUUUGCCUUAUUUGCGGGACAGCCUUUGAUCAUCACCGGAGUCACUGGACCUGUCUUAUUGUACGAUGAGGCUCUCUUCGGCUUUGCCACUAAUGGAGGCAUCGAUUUCCUGGCCUGGCGAGUCUGGAUCGGAGUCUGGAUAGUGAUCAUCGCCUUGGUGGUGGCCUUGUUUCAAGGCUCCACCCUUGUCAAGUUCUUCACCAAGUUUACCAAGGACAUUUUCGCCUCCCUCGUCUCAUUGCUUUUCAUCUUCGAGGCCUUGAAAAAAGUUGUGCUUAUUUUUGGGAAUCAUCCGUUGAUGUCUUUGGACACUUAUUGCGCUGAGCACGCUGGAGGCAACAUCACCGCGUUGGAGAACGAAGAAAAUGUUCAAGUGAUCAAGAAGGAGCCCAACACGGCCCUCUUGUCCGCCAUUCUGAUGUUUGGAACCUUCUUCAUUGCCUACUUCCUUAGGGUCUUCCGAAACGGGAAAUACUUGGGUCGGACGAUCCGUCGAGCCUUGGGCGAUUUCGGUGUUCCAAUUGCCAUUGUGAUAAUGGUGGCCAUGGAUUAUUUCAUUGACGACACGUUUACCCAGAAGUUGGAUGUUCCCGCUGGUGUUCAAGUAACUAGCCCAGAGCGACGAGGAUGGCUCAUUCCCCCUUUGGGUUUGGAAGAGGCUAUUCCCGUGUGGGCACCUUUCGUUGCCGUUGUACCUGCCAUUUUGCUUUAUUUAUUGCUCUUCAUGGAGACCCAUAUCUGCGAACUCAUCAUGAUGGAAAAGACUUCGAGGAAAGGUGGUGGUGUCCAUUGGGACAUUGUCUUGUUGUGCCUUAUCAACUGUCUGUCGUCAUUUUUCGGCGGGCCUUGGAUUUGUGCGGCCACAGUGCGGGCAGUCGCUCACGUGUCGGCUCUUACUGUGAUGUCGACCACUCACGCUCCCGGAGAGUCUCCGAAAGUGGUGAUGGUGUUGGAUCAAAGGGUGUCGGGUACUGUGGUGUCGAUUCUCCUCGGCUUUUCGGUACUGUUGUCUCCGGCGUUGAAAUUGGUCCCAUUUGCUGUCCUCUUUGGAGUGUUCCUCUACAUGGGUGUGUCCUCGAUCAAUGGCAUCCAACUAUUUGAUCGGAUCACCUUGCUGUUAAUGCCGGUCAAGCAUCAUCCUCAAGUCUCUUACGUCAGAAGGGUGAAAACAUGGAAAAUGCACCUGUAUACCGUUCUUCAAGUUUUGGGAUUGGCUGUGUUGUGGGUGGUAAAAUCCACCCAAUUGGCAUUGGCUUUCCCGUUCUUUGUGGUAGCCAUGAUUCCAUAUCGAAUGUCAUUGAAAUACUUAUUCUCGCCCCGAGAACUGGACGCGCUGGACGGUCCCAAGGCUGGUCAAGUGAUGUUGGAGGAUGAACCCGAUUUCUACGAUCAAGCCUACGGAGCUUGAGCACAACCUGAAGCAUCCUGAGUUUUCCUCAUACUUCCUCGUCCCUGUGAAUACAUUCGAAUGAAAAUCUUCACUUUGAUGACCCCACAAAAAUUGAAUUGUCGGAAGCUAUAGGCCAUGAUACAUUAUAUCUCACGUGAUGCAAUAUUUUCAUAUUAAAAGAAAUUUGUUUUCUGCUCAAUGUUUGUGAAUGAAUGAAUGAAUAAUGUGUGUAUCAAUGUCAAUUCAGAGCCUUCUGUGAGGCCCAAAGUUGAACAUAAAUCUAAAGCUAUAUAUCGUUCUAGUAUCUAAUAUACCCUUAUACUGUAACAAUACAUUCUGAAAAAAUACACCUACACUUAUUUGACUUGAA
This is a messenger RNA of Tigriopus californicus, 4932 nucleotides long. Its product is annotated as anion exchange protein 2-like. The record is from RefSeq and is a predicted model, not a curated record. Lineage: Eukaryota; Metazoa; Arthropoda; Copepoda; Harpacticoida; Harpacticidae. Gene Ontology annotation, molecular function: solute:inorganic anion antiporter activity; monoatomic anion transmembrane transporter activity. The coding region runs from base 414 to 4580 and encodes 1388 amino acids. The transcript has 17 exons. Gene Ontology annotation, cellular component: plasma membrane. Gene Ontology annotation, biological process: bicarbonate transport; monoatomic anion transport; regulation of intracellular pH.